AUGAGCGAAAACGAGAGUAGCAAUUAUGAUAGCGAUGUAAGCUUGGAUGAGGAAGAUGAAGAAUUGAUAUGGCGUGUUUUUUUUGAAGCAUUUGAGCGCUCAAAAGAUAAGCAAAAUGAAAGUGGUAACUCAGACAACGAGGAGGACUCUGAUUCUAAUUCAGACAACAUAUCAAUAACAAGUGAAGAUCUUGUAGCAGCAGAAGAUGAAGAACUAGUGAAGGAAUAUAAGAAGAUGAAAGAAAUGAAGUUUGACAAAAAUUUAGAUGAGGAACGAAAACAACAACUUCUAAUCCUAAACUUGCCGAACGAUCAAAUGGAAAGGUACGAAGCAUUUAGGCGACUGAGGAUAAACAGACCAGGCAUUAAGAAGUUAUGUAAUGGAGUUCUUGGUCAUUCCGUACAUCAGAGUAUUAUUUCGUCAAUAUGUGGUAUGGCAAAGAUGUUUGUUGGUGAUAUAAUCACAAGGGGGUUUGAAGUACAAGAGCGAGAGGCAAAGGCCAAGUUGACAGAAGAUAUAGAGGAGAAGAAGCAUCAGAAGCGUGAGAUAUUAAAGUCAUUGGAUUCCGGUAUCGAAGUGGAAGUUGAUGACACGCGUUUGCAUUAUACGGGGGAUGAUGUACAGCAAUUACAACCCCAUCAAAUACGAGAAGCGUGGAGAUUAUUCAAGUUAGAGAAUAGCGUAGACUAUAACUGUCUAUGGAGAUCUCAAGGUGACGCCAAUGGGCAAAUGUUCAGAUAA
Messenger RNA from Lizanozyma spartinae, 741 nucleotides. RefSeq names its product transcription initiation factor TFIID subunit 11 family protein (gene TAF11). The coding region runs from base 1 to 741 and encodes 246 amino acids. Gene Ontology annotation, molecular function: transcription coactivator activity; protein heterodimerization activity. The record is from RefSeq and is a predicted model, not a curated record. Lineage: Eukaryota; Fungi; Ascomycota; Pichiomycetes; Serinales; Debaryomycetaceae. The transcript has a single exon. Gene Ontology annotation, cellular component: transcription factor TFIID complex; nucleus. Gene Ontology annotation, biological process: transcription initiation at RNA polymerase II promoter; RNA polymerase II preinitiation complex assembly.